CCGCGCGAUUGGUGACUCACAAGUUGACAUUUCAAAGAGAUGGUCGACGCCAAGCCCGAGACGCCAGCCACGUCGUACUUGUCCAAGGACACCAAGCACCUCCUGAGCGGCGGCGUUGCUGGCUGCAUGUCCCGGACGGCGGUCGCGCCGCUCGAGCGCCUCAAGAUUCUGUACCAAGUGCAGGACAUGCUCAAGACGUCGUCGGCCGAGCCCAAGCAGUAUGGCAGCAUGCUCCAGUCGCUGCGCAAGAUCAUGGCUGAAGAAGGUUGGCGAGGCAUGUUCAAGGGCAACGGCGCCAACUGCGUCCGAGUCUUCCCUUAUGCCGCGAUUCAGUUUGCCAUGUUUGAAAAGCUGCGUCCGAUCCUGGUCUCGGACGGCGCCAAGGACCUCACGUCCCUGCAAAAGCUGCUCGCGGGCUCGAUCGCCGGCGUCGCGUCCGUCAUCGUCACAUACCCGCUCGACUUUAUCCGCGCGCGCAUGACCGUUCCCGACGCGAUGACCAAGCAGCAGUACCACGGCAUUUGGCAUGCACUGAAAGUGACCGUGCAGCACGAGGGCGUCACGGGGCUCUACCGAGGCAUGAGCCCGACGGUCGUCGGCAUUGCGCCGUACGUCGGCCUCAACUUUAUGGUGUUUGAGAGCCUCCGCGCGUCAGCGCCGCUGGACGCAAGCGGUCGCCCAGAUAUGCUGUACCUCCUCGGCUGCGGCGCAGUCGCGGGUGCGUGCGGGCAGUCGGCCGCAUACCCGUUUGACCUUAUGCGGCGUCGGUUCCAAAUGACGGCGUUGAGCGACAAGCAAUACAAUGGGACGAUGGAUGCAGUCACGACGAUUUACCGCCACGAAGGCAUUCGCGGCUUUUACAAGGGCCUGAUUCCCAACUCGGUCAAGGUCAUCCCGUCGAUUGCAGUCAUGUUUGUGACCAACGAAGCCAUGAAGCGCUGGAUUAUGUGACUGAAAAACGAGUAUACGGUGCUAACGCUUGAAGAGGCGGGGGAGACCCCA
This is a messenger RNA of Saprolegnia parasitica CBS 223.65, 1002 nucleotides long. RefSeq lists its product as hypothetical. The coding region runs from base 40 to 951 and encodes 303 amino acids. NCBI's taxonomy places the organism in Eukaryota, Oomycota, Saprolegniomycetes, Saprolegniales, Saprolegniaceae. The record is from RefSeq and is a predicted model, not a curated record. The transcript is spliced from 5 exons. Gene Ontology annotation, biological process: transmembrane transport.